AUGGCGGUUGGCAAGAACAAGCGACUUACGAAGGGAGGAAAGAAGGGAGGAAAGAAGAAGGCUGGUGAUCCUUUCCUUCGCAAGGAGUGGUAUGACAUCAAGGCUCCCAGCAUGUUCUCGGUGCGACAGUGCGGUAAGACCUUGGUGUCUCGAACUCAAGGAACCAAGAUUGCCACGGAAGAGCUGAAAGGCCGAGUGCUUGAGGUGAACCUCGCCGACCUGAACAAUGAUGAGGAUCAGGCCUCCAAGAAGAUCAGGCUGUGCAUUGAGGAGGUCCAGGGUCGCAGUUGCCUGACCGACUUCCACGGUAUGACGCUGACCCGUGACAAGAUUUGCUCUCUCAUCAAGAAGUGGCAGACAUUGAUUGAGGCACAUGUUGACGUGAAGACCACUGACAACUAUGUCGUUCGCCUCUUCUGCAUUGCCUUCACCAAGCGCCGUCCCGACCAAGUGAGGGCCAACUGCUACGCUCAGUCUGCGCAGAUUCGAAAGAUUCGCAAGAAGAUGGUGGAAAUCAUGACGCAGGAGGCCAGCAAAGUACAGCUCCGGGAGUUGGUGAAGAAGCUGAUUCCAGAGUCCAUUGGGAAAGAAAUUGAGAAGCAGACCCAAGGGAUUUUCCCAUUGAAGGAUUGCUUGAUUCGCAAGGUGAAGAUCUUGAAAAAGCCCAAGUUUGACAUUACCAAGCUCAUGGAGCUUCAUGGUGAUGGUGGGGACGACGUUGGUGUUGAGAUGAUGCGCCCAGAAGCGGAUGAUGCCAUGAACACCUUGACAGCAGAUGUGGCAGCAGCAGCGGAUGAUGAGUGA
This is a messenger RNA of Durusdinium trenchii, 804 nucleotides long. Lineage: Eukaryota; Dinophyceae; Suessiales; Symbiodiniaceae. The record is from the annotation of a GenBank genome assembly.